GACUAGCUCUUAACUCAGACGAUAUGGGUGUAAAAGAUCUUUGGAGUAUACUGGCUCCUGUCAAGGAACACAAGCCACUAGAUUCCCUUGCCUCACAGACAAUCGCUGUUGACCUAAGUAUGUGGAUAUGUGAGACGCAAUCCAUGAAGGAACUCCAAGGCAAGGUGGCCAAACCUCAUCUGAGGAAUCUCUUCUUCCGUGUUUCACAUUUGUUACGUAUUGGAGUGAAAUUGGUUUUUGUAACAGAAGGUGACCCACCAGAGCUGAAAUGGGAAGCCAUUCAAAAGAGAACACAGCUCCGUUUAGGACACAGAGGCCAACACAAGGGAACAACUUCAAAGCCACCUAAAAAGCAAACAAGGUCACAUUUCAAGGCUGUCGUUCGAGAGUGCUGUGAGAUGCUAGACUAUUUGGGUGUGUCUCAUAUACAAAGUGCAGGGGAGGCAGAGGCAAUGUGUGCACACCUUAAUCACCAAGGAUUGGUGGAUGCAGUUAUAACAGAGGAUGGUGAUGCCUUCCUUUAUGGAGCAAAGAAGGUGUACAGAAACUUCACCAUGAACAAUAAGGAUCCUCAUGUCGAAUGUUACAGUCUAGUUGAUAUUGAAAACACACUGGACCUCAGUAGGGAAAAACUUGUAGCGCUUGGUAUCUUCCUUGGCUGUGAUUACCUCCCAAAAGGGGUGCCUGGUGUUGGGAAAGAACAAGCGAUGAAACUUUUACAGUCUUUUAAAGAUGGCAGUGUGUUUGAUAGAUUGCGAUCUUGGAAAGAUGAUAGAAGAUUAGAUGAUUUAGAGAAGAUGUUCCAGAUGAAGAAAGUAUCACAUUGUACAACUUGUGGACACCCAGGAUCAUCUAAGGAGCACAAGAAGUCUGGAUGUAAGAGGUGUGAAAGUGAUACCUAUUGUAUGCCCAGUGACUACGACUUCACUUGCUCAUGUCAGUGGCAUGUUGCUAUAGGAACCAAAGAAACAUGGGGACUUGAAAUUUCUGUGCGAAAGAAAGCUCUUUUGUCAGCAGAUUUCCCACAUGAAAAAGUUAUAGCUGAAUUCCUCCAAGCAAUACAAAAAGUCAAAAGAGGUAGAAAAUUUGAUUGGAAUCGACCAGAUUGGUUAAAACUGCAACCAUUCAAUUUGAAAACAUUGGAGUGGCCCGAAGAGUAUACAUUAGAGAAAGUGUUACCCCUAACUACACUAUGGGACAUGAGGAAUAUCAUAUCUGGUGGAGCCAGAGAUCAUCAUCUCAAGCCCAUAUGUAUCAUUAAGUCUAGGGUGAGACAGGGUGUUCCCAGUUAUGAGGUACAUUGGCACAAAUUGGAUACGGAUCCACUAACUGUUGAAGACCAUUAUACAACUAUUGAAUCUGCAGAGCUUUUUGCCAGAUCCUUCCCUCAACUUGUUGAUAGAUAUGAAACAGAACAACUUACCAAAAAGCCAGCAAAGAAACGUCCUGUAAAGCCAAAGAAAACUGUUGAGACUAUCAAUGCUGAUAUAGGUGGCAAUCCUGCCGAGAUCGACAGUAUAACUGAACUCAUGAGUGAUCUGAGAGUUCAAAACUCAGAUUAUGAAAACCGCUCAAAGAUUCAAAAACAAUUUAAUGAUGCAAGUCAGAUCGAUGUUCAUGAACCAGUAGAGACCAUGAUCAAGAACAUUUCUGAGUGUAGAGUGCCUCAUCUCAGAGUCUCCAAUUCUGAUGUUCAGAUCUUACCUGGAAUGAAUCAAGGGCAAAAACCUAAGAUCCAACCAAAAUCUGAGGAAACCUUCACUUCUAACAAAAGUUUAGAAUUAUCGAUGGAUAAAAAAGCCAGGGUGAAACCGCAUCAUGAAAAAAAAUUAAACACCCCAGUUGAUCAAAUAGACAUAAGCAUAGCGAUUGAACUACCAACUGUAAAGACUAGAAGAAAACCAAGUAAAGUUAAAAAAGAUGGUAUCACACUAAAAGUCAAGGAUGAAUCAAAAAAAGCUGCACUUCUUGCGUUACUCAACUCUGACACAAGUGAAGAUGAUGAUGAUGAUGUAUUUCCUGUUGUUAAGGAAACAGAUGAUAUUAAUGACAUAGCAGAUCUUUUAAAUGAAGAAGUGACGAUGAAACCAUAUAUGCAUGGAAGUGAUCCAUUUGAUAAUAACAAUGAUCUUCUUCCUCUUAGUCAAAGGUUGAAGCAUAAAAAGCAUGAUAAAGUGAAAUGUUCCGCUAAUGAGUGCAAUUCUUAUAAACUAGUUAAUUCAAAGAUCGGUUCAAAGAAAACAAGUAAACAGAACCCAAAUGAUAAAGACUGUGGUGUAAUGACACAUAUAGAAUCCUUAGUUGGUAAUAUGUCAAUUAACUCUCAUGAAAUAGAUUCAAGAAGUCACCCAAAACCUGGUCAAAGAGACAGUGUGCCGUUCAUAUUUUUAGACACUCCAGACCAAUCAUCGAUUAAUUUACACACAUUUCCAAGUGAGACAGCUAAUGGGCAAACAUUGAUCAAUGACUCCCUAGAUGUCAGUACUCCUGUAACAACCAGCCACAAAGAAGGAUUCACAAAGGACUGUAGAAUGAGGAAUUUAAGAAUCGCAUGUUUAUUGGAAAAAUCAAAUCAAAAUUUUGAAAAACUGAAUGAUCUAUCUCCACCUAGAAAUGAUCUUCUAGAAGUGACCAAUCAAUGGACACCUUCACAGUUUGGUGAUUUUAAAAUUGAAUCGUCAAUGAUGAGUAAUUUAAGUAUGGUUUCUGACUACAUGGGUUCAAAAACUCCUGGUUCAUAUACACCAGGACAAUACAAACUGGGACAUAAUACACCAAGUUUGAAUACAUCCAUGCAUACAUUGACAAGCCAUUUGAAUCAAGAUCUAUCUAUUCAUAUGCAUACAUAUGACGGUAAAGACACAGGUGACUCAAUUCAGAGUCAGCCUUCUCAGGAAACAAGCAAAGAACCCCCCUCUCCGAAGCAGAGUCCAACACAUAUGAAAUACCAUGCAAAAGCCACUAGUGAAGUUGAGUGCAUUGACACAGAUGGAGGCUUUAUUUUAGACAGUCCAAAUAUUACAGAAUCUGAACAACAUCGAUUUGACUCUCCAGUUCAGGGUCCAACAAAUACAAUGGUCUCCCACAUAAAAUUGUUAGAUACUCAAUAUAUUAGAAGUGGGCAAAAAAUGAACAUUAUUAAGAAUGCUAUUGAAGAAGUUUAUUCUGAAACCGAGCAUGAUCAGAUUGAUAACAAAGAAAACAUUGAACCAGAAAGUUCUCUAACCAUAAUGGACAACAUCAACAAGAAGACAACAAAGAAAGUUAUAUCGACUGAAACUCCAGUAAGACUCACAUUGACGACGAUUGGGCUGACAUUCUGUAGUCUGUUCCAUCAUCAAAUCUUAAGUAGACUCACAGGUACAAACAAGACAUCGAAGAUGUCUGUGAGGGAUUAUGUAGGCUGCUAUGAAGGUCUAGAUGACCUCAUGUUGGAUGGAAAUAAAUAUGUUUGUAAACUGGAACCCAAAUGGGCAAAGAAGGCCAAGGAUGAGUUGAACGAAGAUCCAAAGGAACGAGACGCAGCUGUGGAUCAGCUUAGACAGUGGAUCAAACAGCAACCACAUUAUUCUGUCUGCACAGAUUCAAUCUUUUUGCUACAAUUUCUAAGAAGAUGCAGGUACAGUCAGCUUGAGGCCAGGACCAUGUUUGAUAUUUUCCAUAGCAAAAUAUGCAGCCAACUCCCAAGCUGGAUGUGUAACAUUGACACCAAGAGUUCUGCUAUGAAAACAUUAUUCCUCAAAGAAAUGCCUAUGAUCAUAUUGCCGGAGAGGGAUAGUGAGGGGCGCAGGAUAAUAUUAUGGAGAGCGGGUGGUUACCAGACCGGAAAGGAUUGUGGGUAUAACGUUGGCGAUCUCUUUACUUAUAUUGGAAUCAUAUAUAUGACUAUCAUGAGAGAAGAGAUGACCCAGGUUAAUGGGUUUACCAUUUUGCAAGAUGGAACUGGACACGCAUUAAAGCACACGACUUUUGUUGGCGCUGAGAACAUAAAAAACGCCGCAAUUAUCUUUUACAAUAACUUCCCUGCACGAGUCAAGAAUGUUUACAUGUACAACAUGGGAGCAUUUAUGGAAGCUCUUGUCGCCAUCUUUUGGCCGUUCUUAUCAACUACGUUAAAAGAAAGGUUCAGCUACUUUUCUAACUUAGAGGAACUUUAUAAGAAAAUCCCUAUGGAGUUAUUACCAAAGGAGUACCUACCAGAUGACUACACAGGUCCUCAUGCUGGGACUAUAAGCCAAAUAUCUAGUUACUGGUAUGAUCGCCUUACGUCAUCAGAGCUUCACAAACGAAUCAAGACAUUGAGCACUACACAGUUCAAAGUCGAUGAGAAGAAACGACCCAAAAAGGGACAAGAUGAUGAAAUUGCAAGCUUCAGAAAACUCAACAUCAGUUGA
Messenger RNA from Owenia fusiformis, 4394 nucleotides. The record is from the annotation of a GenBank genome assembly. Lineage: Eukaryota; Metazoa; Annelida; Polychaeta; Sabellida; Oweniidae.